CUAAAUCAAUCUCUAAUUUGAUGGCAGAUAAUUUUCAUUUUUUUUCAAUUUUCUAUAAUGUGGUAUUCUAUCAUUUUAUAGUAUGAAGAAAAACAUAAUUUCAAAAAUUAAUAGGAAUUUCAAAAUUCGUGCACACAAAAAUAAUUUUAUUGCUUUUUAUUGAGUUGUGAGUAAACUUUGCUGUUUCGUCUAUAAUUAGUCGAUUAACCUAUUUAAUUAUCAAAAUAUUAACGAAUCGAAAAUUCCGCUUUGAUGGAUUCAAAUAAAAAAAUGACUGAUGAGGCCAGCGGCAGAAGAAAUACAGAAUAUUUCCAACGUUUCGUACCAGAAGAUCCACCCAAUGUGGAGAAUCCUGAAGAAACAUGUUGUCAUCGAAUAACAUGUUGUUGUCCAUUUUUACGUGAAAAAUUAGUAACACAGCCAAUAUCAAAAUGUGGCAAUCAACAAUUAAUAUGGUCCGAUUUAUUUUGGAUAAAAACUUGUAUUAUUCUUGUAUUAAUCACAUAUGUACUUCUCUAUUGUAUUCUUGGUGAACUAAUGUUACCAGGCGGUAAUAUGUUUGGUUUAUUUAUAAUAAUUUUAUCAUCAUAUUUUUUGGGAUGGUCAUUAACGUACAUUCCCUAUUUACAUAUACCGCCUGUUUUUGGAAUGCUAAUGGCUGGUAUUAUUAUUCGUAAUACACAUUUAUUUAAUAUGAAAGAGGAAUUUGGUACAACAACAACUGCCAAAAUUCGAACAUUUUGUAUGGCCUUUAUUACACUUCGAAUUGGUUUUCAAUUAACUACAUCUCCACUGAGGGAACAUCCAUUCUUUCUCAUGAUCCUGGCUUUUGUACCUUGCACUAUGGAAGUAUUGGCUGUUGGUGUUUGUGGUAAAUUUAUUCUUCAAUUACCAUGGAAUUGGUCAUUUCUUGCUGGAACAAUAAUUGCCUGUAUGUCACCAGUUGUGACUGUCAAUUGUAUUUUGGCGUUAGCUGAUCGUGGAUAUGGAGAAGAUAAAGGAAUGGCGUCUUUACUUUGUACAGCAACAUCGAUUGAUGAUGUGCAUAUUGUUGCUCUAUAUGCCUUUUGUUAUUCCACUGUUUUUAGCCAUGAUGAACUCAGAACAGAAUGGUGGUCUUAUAUCCCUGGAGGAAUAAGAGAUUUUCUACUUGCCAUUAUCGCUGGAACUUUUCUAGGCACGCUCUUCAUAUUUUUUCCGCAUCGCAAUCACAAAUAUGCAACCGAAUUUCGAUUGACUUGCUUAGCGCUAAGCUCAUUGAUGUUUUGCUUUAUAAUAUCGAAAAUUUCAGUGACUGGCGGAGGAUUUCUCGCAUCGGUCAUUAUGUCAUUUAUCGCGUCGUCAGGAUGGCGAAUCUUAUCGGCAUCGUUUGACCUUGCACCAUUUAGAAGAGCCAGUUCAAUCAUAUGGCAUUUCAUGCAACCGAUAUUAGUUGGUGUUAUUGGCGCUGAUAUUGAUUUUCACGAUUGGUCUUCUGGAAGAUUUGGUCUUUACAUUGUUUGCAUUUUAAUUGGAUUAAUAGUACGAAGUCUUUUCGUUAUUCUAUCAACAUUCCGAACUCAUUUCACCUAUAAAGAACGAAUUUUUAUUGCUCUAUCCUGGAUGCCGAAAGGAACACUUCAAGCUGCCCUGGCACCAUUAGCAUUAGAACAGGCAAGGAAUGAGGAAAAUGCAGGAGAUAUAGAACUAGCAACUGAAAUUGUCCGACUAUCUGUAGUUGCCGUUGUGUUUCUUGCACCUCUAGGAGCUAUUUUAAUGAUGAUCACUGGACCCCUGCUACUAAACAAAAUCACAACUGAAGAACAAGAGAGAGAACGACGAUUAAGUUACCUGCGAAUGAUUAGUCUUCAACCAGUCAUUAAAAGCAAUACACGCAAUAAAAUUGAUAAUCCCGAAUAAAUUUCUAAAUUCUCAAUUAUAUUUUCCUCCAU
Messenger RNA from Leptopilina boulardi, 1931 nucleotides. RefSeq names its product sodium/hydrogen exchanger 9B1-like. Gene Ontology annotation, biological process: proton transmembrane transport. NCBI's taxonomy places the organism in Eukaryota, Metazoa, Arthropoda, Insecta, Hymenoptera, Figitidae. The coding region runs from base 253 to 1899 and encodes 548 amino acids. The transcript has 9 exons. Gene Ontology annotation, cellular component: membrane. The record is from RefSeq and is a predicted model, not a curated record. Gene Ontology annotation, molecular function: antiporter activity.